AUGGUGAUCGAAAAUUUAGCUUAUUCAAACAAGAGGGAGGUGGCUUUGAAUGUUCAUGUAAUUUCGGUUCGAUACCUCACACGUCUCGUGCAUGCGGUCUAUGAAGCAGCUAUGCCUAAUGUUCAGUUUGAUGAAAAUAUUACCGACUUAUGUCCCGAGACUAAACUGAAUUUGUGUCGAUUUCUUCAAAACGCGCCAAUUAAAAAUAUGCUUUUAAAGGACGGACGCCGUAUCACUGAUGCAACGGUCUGGAGAGACUUGAACAAAGAGUUAAUUCUUCCUGCUAUGAGCGAUGAUAAUGCUCGAACAUAUUCCCUGAUCCAAGCCUACUUGAAAAGUGGAGAUGAUUCAGUGAGAAAAUUCCUGGCCUCCGAAUGUGAUUCCACUGAAGUAAUAGGCGAUGGAACGAUUAAUCUCUCUCGUGCCGUCUCCAACAACUCUGUCGCUACCGUCGAACUCCUUCUUCAGCGUGGCGCCGAUCCUAAUGUUGACGAAGAAAAGCCCGAGUCAACUCCUCUCAUAGAAGCCGCUAAGGAGGGCUUCGAACAGGUGAUGGAGGUCCUUCUCAAGUACAGGGCCUCGGUUGAGCAAACCACCGCUGCCGGUUACACGGCACUUCAUUACGCUGCCGCAAAUGGUCAUCUGACCUGUGUGAAACUCCUUCUAAGGCAUGGAAGUCCACUGGAAGAGCAAAAUGAGAAUGGUCAUACGCCUCUGAUGGAAGCCACCAGCAAUGGACACAUUGAGGUUGCUCGAUGCUUAAUUGAACAUGGCGCCAACAUCAACACCCAUUCGACAGAAUUCAAGGAAUCUGCUCUUACUCUCGCCAGCUACAAGGGUCACGCAGAAAUGGUAAAAUUCCUCCUGGACGCUGGCGCCUCACACGAACACCGGACCGACGAGAUGCACACAGCCCUCAUGGAAGCAGCCAUGGAAGGUCAUGUGGAGGUGGCCAGGCUAUUGCUUGACCACGGAGCCAAUGUGAACAUUCCACAAGACAGUUUUGAGUCGCCGCUGACCCUGGCCGCCUGUGGGGGUCACACGGAGCUUGUGCACCUCCUUAUCGGCUAUGAAGCAGACAUUGAGGAAGUCAAUGAUGAAGGCUACACGCCUCUUAUGGAGGCUGCUAGAGAGGGUCACGAGGAUACUGUCGCCGUCCUUCUGGCUGCCGGAGCCGACGUCAACGCAAAGACUGAAGAGACUCAGGAGACGGCGCUAACCCUAGCAGCAUGCGGUGGGUUCGUGGAAAUCUGUGAAAUAUUAUUGAAGGCCGGAGCGGAUAUAGAAGUUGGCAGCAACGGUUGCUCUACGGCUCUUAUGGAGGCAGCUCAAGAGGGCCAUUUGGAGCUGGUGCGUCGUCUGCUGCAUCAGGGAGCCAACCUCCAUGCAAUGACGACGUCCGGUGACACAGCUCUUCACUACGCGGCUGAGAACGGUCACUUGAAAGUUUGCAAGGAGCUGAUCAACUGGGGCGCUGGUCCCAAUCAACCCGUUGUAAUUGAGGGCGCCAAAACGCCUCUCAUGAAAGCAGCACGCGCUGGCCACCUGGAUGUCGUCCAACUUCUCGUUGAAUGUGGUUUUCCAGUGAACCAGACUACCACCCAGAAUGACGCUACCGCCCUCUCCCUUGCCUGCAACGGGGGUCACGCACAAGUGGUUGAAUACCUCCUUCGUAACGGUGCCGACCCGACUCACGAACUGCGCGACGGUUGUACAAUGGUCAUCGAAUGUGCACGAUCCGGUUCGCCAACGGUCGCUAGACUCAUCAUUGACUACCCUCUUAGUCUCACAAUGGCCCUCACUGCAACUCCUGCUCCUACGCCUCAAUCACUCCACCAGCCUCCUCCACCUCCGCCAUUACAGCAACCACUGCAGCAACUCCAGAAUGGUGCUCCGGGAGGCAUUCCCAUGGAGGCUGCAACUGCGGUAAUGCAUCAGCAUGCAGCUGCUGCGGCGGCUGUUGCUAUGCAUCAGCAACAGCAUAGGGGUGGGAUGCAGCCUCUUCCUGCACCCAACCCGCAAUUGAAGGAGGCUUUGGCAAACGCUUAUGCUGCAGGGUGGGCAGAUGGAGCUGCUUCAAGGACGCAGCAGCAGGCUGCCUCCCUCCAGGUUUGUGGGGAUGCUCACGUCUGCCCAGCUUUGGAGAAAACGCAGAAAUUGCAGAUCAAGGUUGGGGAUAAAGCCGCUGCGUCGAAGACAGUAGUAGGGGAUGAGGCUGCUGUUGAUAGUCUCGCGGAUUUACCACAUAUUCCUUGUACUGAUGAAUUUAGCUCUAGACUCAUGGCACUUUUCCAUGAAUGGAAAGGCGACAGUACUGAAUUCUUGCACCGCCUUGGAAGUGUUAUGGCUUGUCCGGUUAACAACGCUGGCGCUGUUCGUGCGUCUGGUAGUGUUGGUGCUGCCAUCAACUGCGCUAGUUCUGGAGGUUCAGAGGCGUCUGCAAUAGCCACUGGGGCUUUCACCAAUCAGCAGCGUCUCAUGAAAUGCGCUGGUAGCGGGGAUUUCAUGGACGUCUUUGCUCCCCCACCGCCGCCUCCACCGACCAACACGUCAUCUCCAACGACUACGACAACUUUCACUUCCACCACUACCUCGUGUUCGUCCUCAACAUCUUCUUCAUCAGGUGCUGCGGCUGGUCGCGGUGUCACAUCCACUAGGAGUUCAGGAAGCACUUCCAGUAGCAGUGGUAGUAGCAGCAGUAUUCUCAGUUCAAGCACCCAACUCAUCGACGUUCAUUCGGUCGUAACUCCGCCAACAGCUGGGGUCUACUAUCAACAGCAAGGAGGGGUGUGUCCUCUGGAAGUUGCACUGCGCCAGCAACCACCUGGAGCGGUUGCUAUCGCCCCUCCACCGCUAGCAACGUCAGCUAAAUCCGUCGCGGGAUCGAUAGAUCCUGCUCUCUACGAUCAGCUGAUGAGCUGCCCCGCAUCAGCUAGCACCGUUGGCACACAACCCUCACCACCACCGCCACCUCCACCACCACCGCCGCCUCCGACCAACGUUUUACCUCCUGCCACGGCAUCCGCACCACAAGUGGACAUCAACGCGUGCACCGAGUCCUCUAAUGAGUCUGCACUCACCUUAGCUUGUAGCGGGGGAUUCGUGGAUCUGGCUCGACUCCUGCUGGAACGAGGUGCUGACAAGGAGCAUCGAGAUAAGAAAUCCCACACACCUCUCCACACCGCCGUCUACUCCAGUCAGCGUGCCAUCGUGACUCUGCUCCUCGAUUACGGCGUGGAUAUCGAAGCUCAGGUGGAUCGUACCAAGGAUACCGCUCUAUCGAUCGCUUGUUCUCAUGGUCGUUUGGACAUUGCCGAGGAUUUACUGAAUCGCGGGGCAAACAAAGAGCACCGAAAUUUUUCCGACUACACGCCGCUUAGUCUAGCAGCGUCCGGUGGUUUUGUUGACGUAAUCCAAUUAUUACUGCGUCAUGGUGCAGAGAUAAACUCGCGAACAGGCUCAAAAUUGGGCAUCUCGCCGUUAAUGUUAGCCUCAAUGAACGGCUAUACAGAUGCAGUUCGGGUCCUUCUAGAGCACGGCUCUGACAUCAACGCGCAGAUUGAGACGAAUCGCAAUACUGCACUCACUCUGGCUUGUUUCCAGGGUCAGCAUGAGGUUGUGAAGUUGUUGGUGGAGCGCAACGCCAACAUUGAGCAUCGCGCCAAGACGGGACUAACUCCCCUUAUGGAAGCGGCUUCGGGUAACCAUGUGAAGGUUGGAUGUAUUCUCCUGGAGCAUGGGGCCGACGUCAACUCUCUCCCAGUGCUCAGUUCUAGAGAUACUGCCUUGACAAUCGCGGCCGACAAAGGGAAGACGGAGUUUGUCGAGCUGUUGUUAAAGCAUGGCGCCAUAGUGGAAGCCCGGAAUAAGAAGGGUGCGACCUCACUGUGGCUGGCCUGCAAUGGAGGCCACCUGGAGGUUGUAGAACGGCUGAUAUCUGCUAAAGCGGACGUGAACAGCCAGGACAACCGCAAGGUCAGCUGUCUCAUGGCGGCGUUCCGCAAAGGUCAUGUGAAGGUCGUCAGUCUGUUGGUGCAACAUGUCACUCAAUUUCCCUCCGAUAAGGACUGCCAGCGUCACAUCAAAGUCGUUGCGCAUGAUAAGGUGACAAAUUGUAUCUACGACAUUGAAAUGAGACGCCUCAGUCGCUCAUCUAUGUACGCCAAUAGUUUCUCCGGUUACCCGCCUUGCCGCCUUCUAUUGGUGGGUUGGCGCGCACGUGGUGGCGAUGUUGCUCGUCUUGUUUGUGUCUCGCACCAACCAGGUGCAUUAGUCACUCAUUGCGGCGCGCCAAUCACAACGCUAGUUCAGCAAGCCCUGUGUCUUUAUUGGGAACAGGGCGGGAGUGCGAAAUUGUUGGAUUUUCAUCAUCCCCUCCAUGCUCGUGGUGCCAUGCUGACCCAUCGGCUUUCCGCUGCCACGGCUAAGAAGCCACCUUCGGAGUUACUUUAUCCUCUUUCCUCGAAACUCGAUCACCUCAGUCUCUUUCCCCAGGCGUCACUGACGAUGACAACGUCGCAGUCGAACAGUGGAGGUGGAAACGAUUGUUUACAGCAGAAUGUGGGAGUGCUUUUUGGCAUUGAGCCUGUUCCUGUCUCCUCUGUUUCACCGCCCCUUGUUAGGGCGUCCUUUAUACUCAGGGAUACAAUAAACGCUAAUUUCGAUGAGUUGGCAGAAAGGUGUCAGCAGUGCCGGAAGAUCAUUUCAGCUGCAAAAGAGAAACAAGAAGGAGAAGCGAGGAAAAAUGCCAGCGUUUUAUUGGAACAGAUUGAACAAGAGGAGGAGGAACGCGCCAAUAAGGAAGCGAUGCAGGCACGGAAACGAGAGAGGAAGCGUAAUAAGCGGAGGGCGAAACAGGAGGCCGCAGCAGCUGCUGAGGCUGCCAAGGAGAAAGCUGCUGCUGCAGCCGCCGCUGCUGCUUCUGAAGUCGCCUUGAAAAAUAUCCCUUCGACUAAAUUAACUGAAGAGCAAUCUUCUGCAAAACAAGCCGAGAUCAUUCCUGAGGAAGAAGAAUCUAUCCCUGUUGAACAACCUGGCCAGAAUAAACUUUCGUUGUCUUCCAAUAAUGCUGCUGAAGCUCCUCCUGUAAGCUCUGAACAACAGCAACAGCGCAAAUUUGAACCUGCGUCUUCGAAGAAGAAGAACAAACACCAGACUCCUCAGGCGCAAACGGCCGAGCAACCGAGCCAAAAAGAACUUGAUACGAGUAAAUCCAUGCCUUCUCAAUCCAACUUUACUGAGGCGAAACGCGAGAAGAACCGCUCCAAGAGACAGUCACAACAACAACAACAACAGCAGCAGUCUCAGCGAACCAAGUCUAUUGCUACUCAGCAGACUCUUGAAGCUGCCAUGUCGCCCACGGCAAGCAUCACAACCGCAGAGGCCGAAGUAGGUGAUUCUGUGUUGUGGGAUGCCUCCGCUUUUGAUCAUUCCUCCGAUUCCACCGCGGGAAAUGAUUGGUUGGUCGCUCAACCCACUAGCAGUAACCGAAGCCAUCGUGUUCCUACUUCCAUGGUUAGCCAAACUGAUACCUUCUCCGGAAGUGACUGGAGGACCAGUGGUUCUUCCGGAUCUGGCGGCUCAGCGAAACGGAAGAUCGCAAUAUCUGUGUCGAAGCAUGAUAUUGGUAAGAUCAUCGGACAAGGUGGGGCCGUUGUGAGUGCUCUUCGUAGUAUGUCUGGUAUCCAGAUUGAUAUUGAAAGUGCGCGAGGUGAUGAGGUGACAGAGAGAAUGGUUUACCUAAAAGGACCCGGAGAAAUUGUUCAUCGGACCUACCAGAUGAUUCAGGAUCUCUUGUCUGGUGUUUUGGCUGGAAAUGAAGUUAUAGCAAGGGCUAAAACAACCACUAAAAUGGGUACAAACUCUUCAUUUUCCACACCCUCCAACGGUGCUAGCCGGGGUGUUGGAGGGGCUGCUUCUGCAUCUCGAAAGAUGGGAUUGGGCGGGGUUAUUUCUUCGACAACGAAAGCUAUCCCACUUCAGAGUCUUCCCGCCCCUCAGCCGCUCAUGAUGGCGAAGGUGACGAAUCCAAACUUAGCUAUUAAGGCAUCCACCUCAAACAACAGUAACGUUUCAAAAAUUGUUGCUUCACAAUCCACCUCUUGGGGUACAUCCAAAACUACGCAGAGGUGCAACUUUGCGUCGGUGGCAGCGGCUGGUGCUGUUUCGUCUCCUCAACAACAACUGCAACAACAGCAGUCGGCCGCGUCCAAGGAGUCUAAGAACCGGAUCAAAUCGUCCACAUCGAUAUUGUCUCCAUCUGCUCAACAACAGCCACCAGCCCAAUCGAAUCCGGUUUCUCUGCUCUCGGUCACCAUCGCUGCUCUUUCGGAGUGUCCCAAGAAUACCUCCAUCUUCUCAACUGCUCCAAUCUCCCUCUUGGAUGAACAGAGUUUCCCACCACUCUCAACCACUUUGGCUUGUAUUGUGUCGAAUUCUACUGCGGUGGCAAACAAAGCCACUGAAUCUGUGCCUGCUCCGCCCCGUAAAUUGAGUUUGCCGACACUGCAGACUGACGCUAGUGCAUCACUCUCUGCUUCAACCUCUUCACCGCCCCUUGCUGCUUCAGCUUCUAGUGCUGGUGCCGCGGCUCCAGGUGGUUGCAGUGGUAUUGGUGGGUUGAUGGACGAGAAACCCCGUAAACCGUCCGAGUCCACUGCAAUCCCAGGUUCUGGAGAUGUGUCCGCACUCCAAAUAUCGAAAUCUCUUCCUGUAUCCCGUCCUCAACCUGCUCCUAUUGGCUCUUCUCGUCCAUUCGCGCGGGCUCCAGGCUCGGAGAGGAGUGCUAAUCGACAUGCCGGGGUCACUUCCGCCACCAUUUCCUCUACCACGUCAGGUGUGACUACUAGUCUAGCUGGGCCUGCUGCAAUGAAACGUGUUAAUCCCACAACGACCGUGGCAUUUGGUGGUAGUGGUGGUGGUAGUGGUGGCGGUGGCAGCGAUUCCCUUUUCCCUAGUCGUCCGAGCAAUACCUCUGGGUCUCUGAAUCCGCUGCCUCAACCACUCGUCACCGUGGAGAAUUUGGAAGCGCUCUUCCCCACCUCCCAACAAUCAAUGCUUCAACCGGCAUCCACGUCGCUGAACCAAUUCGAUGUAAACCCCAACGGCAUGUGGUCCAACUUUGGAACUGCUGGUGGAAACGACGCCUCCUUCUCUUCUUCCUAUGACUAUCUAGGUGGACGUGGCGCCAACCCGAGUACUGCUCCAGGUAGUGGUGUUAAUGCAAAUUCAAACUACGCAAAUCUUCUGCAAAAUCUGGGAGUUCGCAAUUUUGAGUCUGUCGUAAAUGCGGCAAUGAUGGAAGACAAUGGUUUUCCUCCUCACCUCCAGUCAAGUUAUCGUUUAUCACAGCAGAGUCAGCUUGGAAGAGGUGGAGGCGGAAGUGUUGUUUGCAAACCAAACGGUUCUGCUUCAUCCACCACCGCCGCCGACUCCUUCAUGGCUGCAGCUUUUUCCAAUGCUUCGAAUCCGAAUCGGGUUGGUGGCAGCAACAGUGUCUUUGCACAACGCGACUAUGCACUCUUUAACGGCGCUAAUUCUACCUCCUCUAUCAGCAACAGUAACAAUAAUAAUCCCUCGAAUGCUUUCCUUUCGUCUCGACUAAAUCCGGUGAACGGUGCACAACAGAUGGUUCAACAGCCAUCCGGUAAUCUUCAGACCAAAUCACAGCAAGCCUUCUUGCAGCAACAGCAACAUCCGCAACACCAUCACCAGUCCUUAAAUCUGGGAUUGUCAUCCUCUCAGCUACCUCUGGAUCAGUCACUGUACCUCGGAACAAGUGGAAGUGGACAUGCUACCUAUCCUGGACCCGGUAGCACCUUGCCUUCUGGUGGUGGUGGUGGUUGUUCCAACUACGCUUUUUCUUCGGUUGGACGAGUUUAUCCACCCCUACCGCAGCGACAGCAACAGGAAGCCCAAUCGACGACGCCUCAUCCGCAGCCCACUCCGAUUGGAGCUGAACGGCGACGUCCACAGGGUGUCUCUAACCCCCCUGGCGUUGUAACAACAACAACUGACGUAACCAGCCAAUCUGUGGGCGCUGCUCAGAACGUCUUCAAUCCGGUUGCGGCUGCGGCUAACCAGGCGUUUGUAACGCUUCUGCUUCAGCAACAACAGCAACACCAGCAGCAUCAACAAACCUUGCAAGAGCCGACAGUUGGUGGUGGCUCCGCGUGGCCGCAGACUCUGCAGUCAUUGCAGCAUCAAAGCUCCUUUUGGUCACAGGGCUUAUCUGGUGGUCUGGGAGCUUCAAGUGGACCAUCGCAGCAACAACAACAACAGCAAUCCCUGAUGGCGAACGCAGUUGCCGCUCUGGCUAACCUUUGCCCCUGGCCCAACCAACCCGGCGGUCCAGGUGGUGCGCCCGCCAACAAUACUAACAUUAACAACAACAGCAGUAACCCAGCUGCCACAUGGCUGGCAUCUACUCCCUUCCACCAAGCGUCACAGGCGACCUUUCAGUCACCACAAUUGCGUCCCCAACCGACACAAGCGGCUACUGCUACCGCCUCCUCAAUCCCAACACCUUUGCAACCGCCGCCACCGACUUCUGCUGCCGUUGAAGAUCAGCAGGCACCUCCUCCCCCGCCGCCAACGCAGCAGAAGCAGCAUUACGACUCAAAUUACGCUAACCGAACAGAGGGCACCGUUCCACGCGUUGAGGGUGUGAUUUGUCUUAUUAGUGGUGACCUAUAUGUUGAGUUAAUUGACGAUUUCACCACAUAUGAAUGGGCUGUGGUUCUCGUGAAGUAUUGCUAUCAGAUUAUGACAGGAAAAUUAACUUUCUGGCAAGAGGGCCAUCCUGUACGCGCAGAGGUUUUUAAAUUGGUCUGGUCUGGCCUGUGGGCAUUUGGUUUGGGCGGCCUCUCCUCACCCCUGCCCCACGCCACCUUGCAUCGCUUCACUCGCUCAUUCAGUCUUACCUUUGACCUAACCAAGCCUGUGUGGUAUGACUCAUCGCCUUCUCGACGUGCCUUCGAGGCGGUGAGCUAUGUUCGCGACGUUGGCGCCGGCGCUGUUAGCCGCGUCGUCGCAGCGCUUUUACGAGGCGGAUCUAGGGAUUCGAUGCACGACGCUCAAAUGCAUCGCAUCCACUUUGUGAUUUGGCUUGAUGCCAGUCGAAAACAACAGGAGACGGCACGAAACCUCCUGAGCGACUUAAAAACCCUCGUCUAUGAUAACAUAAACUUAAACUCUAAUUGCUGGGACGACAAAAAUUCAUCAUUAAUCCAGCUGGUGGAGGCUCAGUCUCUGGAGCUGGAGGACUUUAAGGCUGAAGUGAUUCAACCCCUAAAUCAGUUGAGGCUAGAGAUUAAGGAAUCUUUGCAAUCGAAUCAAAAUCUAAGAGCUGCCCUGAGGGAUGCUUAUGCAAACAUCGAAGCAGAAACCUUUAAGCUUCUACAACGCGAAGUUGAAAUUGACGCCUUUCCUCUAACGUCCAGACUGGACACUUUUGAGCGGCUGCGAGGAGAAGACCCAGCAGAAGACAAAAGUGGUGGAAUUCCUUCCGAGGCCUGGCAGUGGGACACGCAUGACGAGAAGUUCAGGGCCGAUUUGCUCUCUGAAUUUGUUCACCUUGAUGCUGCUUUUAUCACCAAAAUUGAAAGCGCUAAAAAGGAAUUUUUCAACUUGGAGAAUACUUAUGGUCUUAAAGAAUGGAAAAUAGAAGACUUUCAUCUGGUGGAAUUUCUGUGGGAUGUCUACAACGCAUCAGAGACGCCACGAAAACGCAGAAAUUGCAUUGAUUUCUUAAAGCGUCUCCCCAGUCAUCGUGUAAAGAAGCCUUAUGCAAGUUUCCCGAGUUAUGACGCAAGCACACCCCUGGUAUUUACGCGGUUGUUGGACUUCUUUCGCGAGCACGAUGUGCUCAAAGUGAAAAUGGAGGAUAUUGUUUUGGCGUGGACGAGGGCGCGACAGGAGCUUGCAGAUCGUAUCCAUGUGACAUUGGAAGAUGCCACGGAGGAGUUUCGCAAGAGAAGCCAAGAAAAGGCGAGUGUGGAGAAGCAGAGGAUGUUGUGCCAACAACUCGCUGGAAAGGUUCAAAGGUGGAGGGAGGAGAAGGCAGAACUGGAAGAUUUGGAGUUACGAGCUCGGGAGUCAAACAGGGCUGCCGAGAUGGCGAGGGAGAAAGAGAGACAGGCGAGGGAAGACAGGCGUCGUCAAGCCAUAAAAAAUAAAAUCCAGACACGACGGGAGUCAAAACUUCAAGAGAAAGCAGAAUUCGAAGCUGCUGAGCAUCUGCGGUUGGAAGAGUUACGACGGGUUUUUGAUAGACAACGUCGUCUGGACACCCAACGUCUGCUGGAAAUCGCGAAGAAGCACCUCCAACAGCAGUCUGCUCGUCGAGUGGAGGCCUCUGAAGAGGCGACGAGACAGGCCGAGGCCAUGGAGGCUCGACUGGAAGCCAUACGUGUCAAGGUAUUUCACACAUUUGUUGAUCAGGCAUAG
Molecule: messenger RNA, 10446 nt
Organism: Echinococcus granulosus
Lineage: Eukaryota; Metazoa; Platyhelminthes; Cestoda; Cyclophyllidea; Taeniidae
Product: Ankyrin repeat domain-containing protein
Exons: 24
Coding region: 1-10446 (3481 amino acids)
Biological process (GO): innate immune response
Cellular component (GO): cytoplasm
Molecular function (GO): protein binding; RNA binding
Source: RefSeq, a predicted model, not a curated record